AUGGUUAGAGGAGCAUUGAAUGAUGAUUUCUAUCAGAAAGUUUAUCCAGGCAUAGCAUCAGAAAUAUUAUUAGAAAAUUUAAUCAAAUUUGUACAAGAUAUCAAUAAUAGAUCAACAAAAGAUGGUGUUGAAAAUGGAACAUUAUACAAAAAAGUUAAUGGACGCCAAAUUGAUUCAUCUCGUCGUUAUUAUCUUGUUAAAGAACCAAAUUUAAAUGAAUUUAAUUUAUAUGCAAAAAUUACAAAAGGGAGAAAUUUAGAACGAUGUGAAUUUAUAUCUCGCUUAUUAAAUAAUAAUGUUGCAGUAGCAAGAGAAAGUUCUAAUGUGGAUUAUGAUGUAACAAAAUUAGGAACACGACAAAAAGAAACACAAAAAUGUUCAAAAGAGACGGCAGCAACAACAGUCUCCUCUUCUACAUCAACAUCGACCCAUCAAUCACGUGUACAAAAACAAGUUUUAUCAUCAAGAAAAACAACAUCGUCAUCAUCAGCUGCUAAUAAGAGUAUUGAUCGUUCACAAUCAUCAUCUGCUGAACGUUCACAAUCACCACCACCACAAAAGAAACAGACAAAUAAUAAAUCAAUUAAAAACCAACAAGAAAAACAGUUAUCGAAAACAACAACCGAACACACUGCUCCUACAUCUUAUUUACGUUCAACUCUCAUAUUGAAUCGUCUUAGAGCUAUACCGAAUGGUCGUACAGCUCUUUCUUCCUCGUCCUCCACAUCAUCUCGACCUAUUAUUACUGUUACAAAGUCGAAGAAGAAACAAAUAAUUAGUGCUAAAAAACGUAAAUAUUCAUCAGAAAAUGAAGAGAAUGAUGAUGGUACAUCUGUUUUACAUGUUGAUGCUAAACCAGUUAAAGGUACAAAUGAUGGUACAAGAAAUAAACGUAUGAAAAAAAAACUAUUGAAAAUUUUGCUCUAUACAUUUCAUGUUCUUUCUUAUGAUACUAUGCUCUAUAUUUACUAUAAAUUAGAUUUAAAAGUUGAUGUUGAUGUUAAUGCUGAUGUUGAUGUUGAUAUUGAUGAUCGUGCUGAUAUUGAUGUUGAUGUUGAUGUUAAUGUUGAUGUUGAUGUUGAAGUUGAUGUUGAUACUGAUGCUUAUGUAUGUUCAUCAGCAUCAUCACGUAGUACACGUAGUCGAUCAAGAUCAUGA
This is a messenger RNA of Rotaria sp. Silwood2, 1158 nucleotides long. The record is from the annotation of a GenBank genome assembly. NCBI's taxonomy places the organism in Eukaryota, Metazoa, Rotifera, Eurotatoria, Philodinida, Philodinidae.